Trichoderma asperellum CBS 433.97 is the source of this 681-nucleotide messenger RNA. Lineage: Eukaryota; Fungi; Ascomycota; Sordariomycetes; Hypocreales; Hypocreaceae. The record is from RefSeq and is a predicted model, not a curated record.
GUGAAAUGAACGCCGCCACCAACCAACAGCGCUUUAUAUUAAAAUGAAAUUAUAUCAUUUGGCAUCGGCGCCUGAUGCCUCUGUUUGCCAACCUGCGGAAAGGCUGACAGCCGCUAGACGGCGACCCGCGACAGGGUUCGCCGCAGAAACGGAUUAGCGCAGGCGCCAACGCAGACUCCACCGCAUCGAGAGAUGGCGAUUUUCAUUGUCAACUGCCUUAUUGGCGGCGCUUCGCUUCGAUCGUGGAAAGGCUGGAUUCAUUCUCAUGUGCUCGUCCUGGUACCUGGACCUGCCUUGGAACCUGUAUACAGUACGCUGCUGCUUCUCGCUUGUGUCUUGAACUCAACAAGCAGUGAAAGCAGGAUGCUGGAGGCCACCGCGAGCAAGCCGCCAAGGGGAUUUCUGUUGGCGCUACGGCGUCUCUGCCGCUGCUCGCGUCACAUCCCUUUGGGGCUUAGAGGGCCGUUUGUCAGUCUCGGCGCCAAUCAAGCAUUCUGCUCUGGCGGUUUGUCGCCUGCACCGUCUUGGCCAGCGUUCAUUCAGCCUCGGCCACUGGCCCCCUGCAGCUUGCAGCUCGCAGCUCGCGGCUCGUAGCAAACGGGAGAAUCCCUCAGAUCCAGUGGGUUGCCUAGUCUCGUAUACUUGCAGCGUCAACAAGCCACUUCAUUAAACUCUCCCUGG